CUCUCCUUCAUCUACACGUAGAAAAAUGGCGGAGCGGAGCUGCGGAGGCUGCAUCGGCUGAGCUGCUGGCAGUUUAAACACCACACACGGGCACACAGUCACCGCGGACGGGGCCGCUGUGUCGGGAGGGCACUGCAGUAAGAGCAGGGCGAGGUUAGUCUCCGAACCGGCGGAGAACUUCAUUUAUUCUUUUUCCUCGAAACGAGAAGCUGGAGCCGAGUGAGGAGCCACGAAAACAAGUCAUGAACGGGGACAGCGUAUGCAAUUCAUUAAAUGUCUUAAGCUGCACAAAGUCCACAUCACCGUGUCAGGAUGAAAAGACGAUCAAGCUGACACAGGACGGGAUGUGCCCUCCAAUAAGCUCCCAGCAAAAUGAUGCUCAGAGGCAGGAAGAGGGUAGGAGAACAAAUACCAUCAGCACCACACCAAAAGACUCAAAGAGCCAGUGUUCACCCUGCUGGUUAGAUGAACAGCCGUCACCUCCGCAGCUCUGCUGCACUCAGACCUGCCUUCGUUCCCCUGCCGAGCCCUCCCUGCCUCGCAGUAACAGCCUAUGUCGCAGUCCUCUCUUAACCGACAACAGCAGCUCUCUCCACAGCCACCAGAGGAGAGACGUCCGCCACCAGAGGAGAGACGUCCGCCCCAAGGUCGAGGGAAAGAGACCGCCACGAAGAAUUGCAGCCGGGAAAAACUCCCAAAACCGAAAAGUUACUGACUACUAUCCGAUCAGACGGAGCUCAAGAAAAAGCAAAACAGAGCUAAAGUGUGAACAAAAGAAGCUCAUAGACGAUCUCAUCACAAAGGGAAUAGAGGAAGGAAUGGAGGUGCAGUAUAUAGAAGGAAAGGGGAGAGCAGUGUUUGCCACUCGGUGUUUCCAGAAAGGCGAGUAUGUGGUGGAGUACCACGGAGACCUGCUGCAGAUCACCGACGCCAAAAAGCGGGAGGCCGAAUACGCUCAGAACCCUGCCACCGGCUGCUACAUGUACUACUUCCAGUACCUCUGCAAAACAUACUGUGUCGACGCCACAAAAGAGAGCGGUCGAAUGGGUAGGUUGAUAAAUCACAGUAAAAACGGAAACUGCCAAACCAAACUUCACGACAUCAGCGGCGUCCCUCACCUCAUCCUCGUCGCCUCUCGAGACAUCGACGAGGGCGAGGAGCUGCUGUACGACUAUGGAGACCGCAGCAAAGCCUCCAUCGCAGCUCACCCGUGGCUCAAAUACUGAAGAGAAAAAGGGAAACAUACAGUAACACCUGUGUUUCUCGUUAGCUAGUGUACAAAUUGCCUUAGAAACAGAAUGUGUACCCUUUUUGUUCCAAUACCGAGGACGCUGGAUGGGUUUAGUAAGUAAACCAAGGGGAGGGGGGGGUUAAUCAGGUACUUACCACAUUUCAACUGAGGUCCAUCUGCCCCGUCAGAUGGCAUCUGUACUUUUAUUUAUAUGUGUAUAUGAAACAUUCUGGUUGUUUUGCAGCACAUUUCUUUUGUACAUUUUGUAUUACCUAUAGACCAAUGCUUCGACAGCAUGCAGGUGGUAGUUAAUGCUCUUAAUGCAUUUUUAUACUGCUUUUUCUUAAUUAGUGGUUAGAUACUUAGCAAUACUUCUAAUUAUGGCCCCUGAUCCCUUUUUCGAUCAGCAAGACUUAUGAGAUGCAAAUUACAAACCCUUUUUAAAAUCAUAUUCUGUCAGAGUGGAAUUUAAUUUCAGACAGUAAAACUCAGGAGCGUCAUAGUUCACCACACUCAUGGUUCAGUUUUUGGGUAUUGAUCACAAGUAUUUUACUGUGGAACAACAAAGUGUUCAACAUACAGACUUAUGAAAUCACACAAAUCGUUCAAAAGGAUCAUUUUCCCGUUUUCAUGCCUUUUUUUUAGCACAUGUAGUAUUUUUUAAUAUUUAAGAUACAUAUCAUAUUUAAAUUACGCUGCAAAUGUUCAAUUUUAUAUUCUGUUCUGUUUCCUUUAAGGGAAAUUUAUAUGGAAGUGUGUUAUAAAUGACUGAAUGAUAAACUAAUGUGAACAGAGUCGGACCUUUACAGGUUCACGUGGUUCUCCACUCCGUGUUUUCAGCAGUCAGAUCUUCCUUUUAAUUCACUUUCAUACACAUUUAACUGGUGACACUGUCGGCAUCACUGCACUAUGUAAAUAUAUUUAUUUGUUUUCUUUUUCCAGAGUCACAGGUGGUUUCAAAGGAAUAGUUUGGCAUUUUGGGAAAUGUGUUGUAGUUUUAUUUUAAUUUCCAUUCAGGAGAAUUUAUUUGACAGUUAAUUGACCUAAAACACAGUUUUCAGCAUGUGUUCAGUCCCGGUCAUGGUGUGUUGACGUUAGUCCCUCACAGCCUCUGCGUUUAGGAAAACAGGAAAAAUAAAAUGUUCAGUCCAAAUCCUCCGGCCGCUUCUUCUCUUAAAUGAACUGAUGCAAACUUUUACAAAUGUUUUAUCGCAAACUUGAAUAGUAAAAACACACGCAGUGUUCAGUUUAUUAGGUACACCUGUAAUCUCUAAUCCAAUCCAACACUCAGCCAUAAAUUCUGACAGUAUCAACAAAAACUGAACAUUAUAAUCUAUAAUCUAUAAAACCUGUUGUAUUAGAGCCCAUUAUAUUUUUGAAAAAUCAAAGAUCCGAAUAAAUCAAAUGAUUUCCUCAGGUGUAGCUAAUAAACAAGCCAUGGAGUGUAGUGUCAUUGCCCGUUUCCAGUAAGACGCGUUUCCCAAAAUGUCCAGUUAUUCCUUUAUGCUCAAAAACCACAUGUAAGCAGCGUUUUACAGCAGUGUCUUGAAUCUGUGCAGCCAUGGGUUUGGUGAACAUCACGCUCCUGUCUAUGCUGUCACGUCGUUCACAAACCGUUAUCCCAUCUGAAAAGUAUUUAACAGCUGAACUGCCAACAGGUCAUUUUUCUGCUUGAUAUUUUAGUAGCUUUUCCUAAUGUGUUUUUCCAUGAAUUGUAGCCAGAAGGUCCAAGAGUUCUGCCAGAGCUCCAGUCGCAUACUGAAAAUGUUUUUUCCUGUUUAUCUUUUCAGUUACUUUGAUUUUUUGUUUGAAUUAGUCGCCCAGAAAAAUCACCCAGAGACACAUCACCUGUUUCUUUUUAGCGAAUUGUUGAGAAGCGCGCCCAUCACAGCUCCUCAGAGAUCAGGGCAACGUCCUCUGGUGUCCGAUGAACUGUCCAACACCUAAAGAAGAGAAACAAUAAAUCGAUUAUCAGAAUUAUUUUUCUGUCCAUGAGCUGAUCAGCUAAGGGUUUCGACCAUAACAACACAGAAUCUUAAUGUCGUUGUCACCUGGGUGUUAAAUUAAAUCUGUUUUAGAGAAUCAAGCUGCUGAUAUUCUCUGUUUUUGCUGCUGUCAACAAAUCAAAUGAAAAGACUCAAACCAGCUUCGUGUCAGUGACGUCUCUGCUCUCUGUCGCUGGAGUUUUUAACAAACAGGACGAAUCAGAGCCUUUGUCGGGGACUAUUUUCAGCGGUGGAUUAAUCCAUGUUUGGUGCUGCAGUGAGUGCAUGGGGCAGCAGGACAGUGUUUCUCUUUGUUUGAUUUGUUGUCAGUCAAAAAAAAAAAAAAACAUAGAUUAUCACCAGACUUCAUUCAUCAUUAUUUGAAUUUAUUGGCACAAACACGAUGAAUUGAAAUGUUCUUUGUGCCGACACUAAUCUCUUUGUCUCCCAGUGAAGUAGCAGUUUAAAACAAAUAUCUUAGCAGGUCACUCCUGAUAUGCAUCUUCACUUUUUCUAGCAGGACAACACCUUUCCAUUCGUUUUGAUGUACAGCACUUUCUCUUCUUACAGGUGCUGUUUGUAUUAUUGUUAGUAUAAUGUAAAUUUUAAUAGGUUUUUUUUUAUUAUGAGUUUGGUGUAAUUGUUUCGGGGAAUCCUGGGACUCCUGUCUUUGCUUUCUUGCUGACAGUAGAUGAGAAGGUUAUUCCGUUAAGACCCCUGAAUUGAAUAUUUUUACUUACCUGUAGCAGCUUUGUGUCAGACUCUAACUCAGAAAUCACAAAAAGACGACGACUCCGGUUCGUGUAAGUUUCCCAAAUGUUCAGUACAUCACUGAAUUCCAGGAUUCUUUUGAUUCCAAGUUUUUCUUUCAGUCAGACGUUUUGGAGAAAGUGUCGUCAGUGUUAAUACGCAGAGCCUCCCUCUCUAACAGUAGCAUUGUGUGUUACAGCUGUGAAAUGUUUUCAGCCUUUCUUAAACAAAUGUGUUACGUUUUGGAUUAUUCCUUUUUUUUUUUUUUUUUUUUAUGUAGAACUAAUGCAAUAAAACCCGAGGGGCAAAACUGACCUGUUGGCCAUUUUAGGACUUAAUAGAUCUUUGCUGUUGUAGCGUUGAAUAAAUCUUAAUGCUGGGGUUCAGGCAUCGAUGAAUAAAGAUGUAAUAUGCAAGUAACAGGAGUGGCCAUCUGAUUUGUUCUCAUGUUAAAAUAAAUGCUUGUACAAGUUUAGAAUGAGCGAGUGAAGAUAAACCAAACAAACACUUAAAACAUUACAGAGAUUUUUAUUAUUUUCAGAGACGUGUUUGAAUAAAAGCCAGUUUCUUU
Toxotes jaculatrix (banded archerfish) is the source of this 4537-nucleotide messenger RNA. RefSeq names its product lysine methyltransferase 5Aa (gene kmt5aa). Bases 243 to 1226 code for a protein of 327 amino acids. The record is from RefSeq and is a predicted model, not a curated record. The transcript has 7 exons. Gene Ontology annotation, molecular function: protein binding; histone H4K20 methyltransferase activity. NCBI's taxonomy places the organism in Eukaryota, Metazoa, Chordata, Actinopteri, Toxotidae.